ACUUCAUUUCCCAAAUCGUUUUGACUUCACAGUCGUAAACGUAAAUCCAACUCCAAAACCCAAAAUAUGUCUUAAAUUUCAACUUUAUUUCCCAAAUCGUUUUGACUUCAGUCAUAAACGUAAAAAUCCAACUCCAAAACCCAAAAUGGGUAAUUACAGUAGCCGAUAUCCGUCCACCCCCACCGUCCCUACCCCGCCGCCCCUUCAGCCCAACGCAGCCGCCGAUGCUCCCCCUCCUCCCCUCAUCCUCGGCCGCCCCACGUCCGAUGUCCGCUCCUCCUACGUUUUCGGCAGGGAGCUCGGCCGCGGCCAGUUCGGCGUCACCCACCUCGCCACUCACCGCGCCACGCGCCGGGCGUUCGCGUGCAAGUCCAUCGCCAAGCGGAAGCUCCUCAACCCCGAAGACGCGGAGGACGUCCGCCGCGAGGUGCAGAUCAUGCAUCACCUGACGGGCCACCGGAACAUCGUGGAGCUGAGGGAGGUCUUCGAGGACCGCCACUACGUGCACUUGGUGAUGGAUUUGUGCGCCGGAGGCGAGUUGUUCGAUCGGAUAAUCGCGAAGGGGCACUACUCGGAGCGGGCGGCAGCUGGGCUGUGCCGGCAGAUUGUGACCGUGGUCCAUGCCUGUCACUCCUUGGGGGUUAUGCACAGGGAUUUGAAGCCGGAGAAUUUCCUCUUUUCCUCCUCCGAUGAGGAUUCACCGCUCAAGGCUACUGAUUUUGGGCUGUCUACGUUUUUUAAACCCGGUGAUGUAUUCCAGGAUAUUGUCGGCAGUGCAUACUAUGUGGCUCCUGAAGUUUUACGCCAAAAUUAUGGUGCCGAAGCUGAUAUUUGGAGUGCUGGUGUGAUUCUUUAUAUCCUGCUAAGUGGUGUCCCGCCCUUCUCGGGAGAGAGUAAUCAGGCUAUAUUUGAUGCUGUUAUGUGCGGACAUCUCAAUUUUAAUUCGGAUCCAUGGCCUUCAAUAUCAAAUAGUGCAAAAGAUCUUCUGAAGAAGAUGCUACAGUCUGACCCUAAUCAUCGGCUUACUGCAGUUGAAGUCUUGAACCAUCCUUGGAUGAGAGAAGAUGGGGAUGCAUCUGAUGAGCCUCUUGACAUUGCUGUCUUGACUAGAAUGAAAAAAUUUCAAGAAAUGAACAAGCUCAAGAAAGUUGCUCUAAAGGUGAUUGCAGAAAACCUAUCUGAAGAAGAAAUCAUAGGUUUGAAGGAAAUGUUUAAGUCCAUUGACACAGAUAACAGUGGGACUAUCACUUUUGAGGAAUUGAAAGCUGGUCUUCUAAAGCUGGGCACGAGACUCUCGGAAUCAGAAGUUAAGCAGCUAAUGGAAGCGGCUGAUGUGGAUGGAAAUGGAACAAUUGAUUACAUUGAAUUUAUAACGGCAACAAUGCACCUGAACCGAAUGGAAAGGGAAGACCGUCUAUAUAAAGCAUUUAAAUAUUUUGACAGGGACUGGAGCGGGUACAUCACCAUAGAAGAAUUGGAGCUUGCGUUAAAGGAAUACAACAUGGGUGAUGCCAAAACAUUACAGGCGAUCCUUACUGAAGUAGACACUGAUCAUGACGGAAAGAUAAAUUAUGAUGAGUUUGUAGCAAUGAUGAGAAGUGGCAAUCCUAUUGGCGGCAACAAUUGACACCAAAGAAAAGAAAAUGAAAAAGAGUAGGAUUUUGAUGAUCAUACAGUGCAUGUUACUUUGAUGCGCUCUGUAGUUAUAAGAUGCCGGACCAUCCAAAACAGUGCAAUUUACCCAAGUACGCAAUUUUUUUUGUCAAAUUGUUUAUUGUUGUCUCACACUCAGGUUGGCUUAUACUUGCAAGUUUUCUCCUUGAGCUGAAACUUGGGGUGUGUGUUUAUACAGUCAUAUGAAAUUGGAAUAUUGAUUGUUACGCACAAAUGAUACUAAUUUGUGGACGUUUUCAACUGUUUGUUGUGUAUCUUGAUAACGAAAGACGAGGAUCUCUUGAAACUUACAAUCUUGUGCACACUAUACAGUUGUGACAGAAGCCAUAAUUCUACUCUAAUAUGUUUUUCUUUUGUACUCCCGCAAUGAAAGAGAGUCAAUGAGCUGCUUUCAGAUUGUAAUUUGCAAUGAUUCAUAUGUAACACCAAGCUGCGUUCUGAUAAUCAGGAA
Messenger RNA from Striga asiatica, 2125 nucleotides. NCBI's taxonomy places the organism in Eukaryota, Viridiplantae, Streptophyta, Magnoliopsida, Lamiales, Orobanchaceae. The record is from the annotation of a GenBank genome assembly.